AUGUCAGUCGUCUGCCAUCGCCGCCGACUGCAGCUGCGUGCGCCGCGACAUGCCCCGCAGCCCGAGCACGACGGCGGGGUUGCAUGUGCAGAGGAGCUAUUCGCGCCUGCCCUAGACAAUCCGCAGCACCCGCCAAAACAGCAGCAGCAGCAGCAGCAGCUUCCGCAGCACCUGCUAGAGGACCAGGCCGCCCCGCCUCCAAGGGCGGGCCAAACACCGCCUCACCAGCAGCUCGAGCCCCUCACCUGCGCCGCCGAGCUGCUCGACCGCCUCCCCGCCGGCACCCUUCAGCGGCUGCAGCAGCUGCCGGCCGGCUUCCGCCCUUGCGACCUCGUUCGGGAGCUGCAGGCGGCGCUGGGGCCCUCCCUCAAAGUGGUGCAGGCGCGGCCCCCGCCGCUGAGGCCUCGGCGGCGGCCGCGGCAGCAGCAGCCGCACCCGGACGAGCAGCCGCAGGCGCGCGCGUGGCAGGUGCCGCUGCUUUCACGCCAAGCACCACCCUGGUGUUUUCAUGCGGUUGCGCGCGGCGCAGAUGCGGCCGCAGCCUCUGACGAGUCGCCGCUCCCGCCAUUGCCGCUGCUCCUGAUGCCGCUAGAGGCGCAGUCAGUGUCUGGCGCCAGCAGUCAUAGGGGCGUGGCGCUGGAGUUUCACCUGACCCUCUUGCAGCAGCUUGACGGCCUGGGCUGGGGCUCGGUGGUCGCCCUGAGCCAGGACUUGCGGCGCCUGGCUCUGCAAAUCGAGGACACGGCAGGCCGCCCCCAUCUGCUGCGCGUGCAGCUGCCCGGCAGCUUCCCGGCCUCGGCGCCCUCCGCUUGGAUGGACCUGCCGGAGCCCUUUGGGUUUUCGUGGGGCCCCGGCAGCAGCACACUGGUGGCGGUGGCGCGGCAUGCGCGACAGGCCCUCGCCCGCUACCAAGACCUGUGGGCUGUCCUUGAGCAGCUGGAGGGCAGCUGCCGCGUCCUGGACCCCCCAGAGGCCCGCAACCGCGCGCAGCAGCAGCUGAGCGAUUGGAUCGACGGCGGCGGCGGCGGCGAAGCGGGCGGCGAGGCGGGUUCUGCGUCCCCAUGCGCGGGGCCCGCGGGCUGGUUCGGCCGCUGCAGCCGCCGGCUCUCGCUGCCGCGCGGGGCAGGUUGCCUCGAGCUCGCCUUCUCCCCAGCCGCCCCCCGCGCCCUCCCCUCCGCCACCUUUUCCGGCGGCGGCGCCGCGGCGGCGGAGCUGCAGCGGCGCUGGUGCGCGGGCGCGGCGGCGGGGUGGACGCAGGGCGCGGCGCCGGGGGACAAUUUGGCGGCGGUGCUGCAGCUUGAGCUGCCGGCGCCCGGGAGGCAGCAGCUGGCCUGGCUAGAGGACCUGCGGCGGCCGAUCUCAUUGGCUUCGCAUGCAGAGGCAGCCGCGCGGCAAGGCGGCGGCGGCGGCGGUGGUGAUGGCGCCACGGGGGCGGCCGCGCAUGGCCAUGCGGAUUCGCGGAUGGGGCCGCCCGGCGAUGAGGGGAUGCGUGACGGCGACGGCAGCGCCAGCGACGCCAGCAGCAGCAGCAGCAGCGGGGACGAGGAGGAAGACGCCGGCGCCUGCGGCAUCUGCUACGCGGUGCUGCUGCAAGAUCCCUCCGCGCCUGCGGACCAGCCGGGCGACGUGCCGGACGCGAGCUGCGACGCGGUCGAGGGCUGCGCGCGCCCCUUCCACGCGCGCUGCCUGGCGGAGUGGCUGCGCGGCCUGCCCAACAGCCGGCGCUGCUUCUCGACGCUCUUUGGGGCCUGCCCCUACUGCUCUGCACCGGUGGCCGUGAGGACGUGA
This is a messenger RNA of Monoraphidium neglectum, 1788 nucleotides long. Its product is annotated as E3 ubiquitin-protein ligase FANCL. Bases 1 to 1788 code for a protein of 595 amino acids. Gene Ontology annotation, molecular function: ubiquitin protein ligase activity. Lineage: Eukaryota; Viridiplantae; Chlorophyta; Chlorophyceae; Sphaeropleales; Selenastraceae. The record is from RefSeq and is a predicted model, not a curated record. The transcript is spliced from 5 exons. Gene Ontology annotation, cellular component: Fanconi anaemia nuclear complex; nucleus. Gene Ontology annotation, biological process: protein monoubiquitination; interstrand cross-link repair.